This is a messenger RNA of Periophthalmus magnuspinnatus, 3780 nucleotides long. Its product is annotated as transmembrane protein 25. NCBI's taxonomy places the organism in Eukaryota, Metazoa, Chordata, Actinopteri, Gobiiformes, Gobiidae. The coding region runs from base 181 to 1329 and encodes 382 amino acids. The transcript has 9 exons. The record is from RefSeq and is a predicted model, not a curated record. Gene Ontology annotation, biological process: negative regulation of excitatory postsynaptic potential.
GCAGAUGAAGCCUCCUGACUCAGAGGAGCUGCCUCUUCUCUCGCUGUUGUUCUCACUGCUUUUCCUCCGCUGCUCACGUCGCUUUCUGCCUCUUUGCACGUCUCUGCCGCACACAUGGAGCUGCGCCGCGCUUCAGAGAGACUAGACCCGCACGUCACGCUCAAAAACCUGAGCAGGUAGAUGUUAGUGAGAAGAGGAGCUGAGGACAGGAUGAAGAGCUCCGCUGUCGUGCUGCUUCACACGCUCGCCUUAUCCUGGACAGGUGCAGUCGAGUCUGGCCCCAAAAUCGAUGGACGUCAGCGCGCCUCUCUGACCCUGAGGGAGAACAUCACCCACCGCUUCAACUGUCAGACGGACAGUUGGGACCCGCGCGCUCCUCCCCUCCUCACCUGGUACCUCAACGGAGAACAGCAGCACGCGCAGAGUAAACCCCCGCCGAAAAGAGGGCGCAGAGUCAUGAUGCCGCCGCGGGAUGAUUUCAGGGACAGACCGAACGUUCAGCCUCCCAACAGCACUUUCUCUUUAAAAGUCCGGAGAUGGGACCGGGAGCUGGUGUGCGCCGCUUCAAAUCCUAAAACGGGGCAAAGUUACAACGCUACGGUCAUGUUGAAUAUACAGUUCCAGCCCGAGAUCCUCAAAGUCAAAGCCCAGUACAGCGAGACCGCAGACCCGGGCCUCUCUUUGGUCCUGUUCGCUCUGGUCCGGUCCAAUCCGCCCGCCACCCUCAGCUUCAUGGACCAGACGGGUCAUGUCGUCGCCAACACCUCGGACUUCCUCAUCCUGGACUCCCACAGCUACCCCUGGUUAACCAAUCACAGCCUGCGUGUGGCGCUGAGCAGCCUGUCGGGGAACAUGUCGCUGAACGCCGACAACAGCCUGGGAACGGCGCAGAGCAACCUCACGCUCGCAGAGUUCCUCCAGUCCCGGGUGGAGGUGCCGAUGUUGGGGAUCGUGACGGGAGGAGCCAUGGCGUUCAUGGCUCUGCUCAUCCUCAGCCUCAUCGUUCUCUGCCUCAUGCAAAAAAACAAGAGCAAAACCAUCGAGGAGCCUGUGGAGAUCGUGAUGGCCACUAGGAGUGAAUCCACGACUUUGAAGACGGAGAAAGCGGAAAAGCCCCACAUGCCCCGAGAAAACAUGUCUUUACCUUCGAACAUGCAGCUCAACGACCUCAGCACUUUAAAAAGAGUUCGAGAUAUCGCAAAACAACACAGUUUAGACGAGGAGGAAGAUUUGUCGUUAGCUUACGCCGCCAGAGGUUUCGCUCGAUAUCCGAUGGUGGGCUACAUCUACAAAGUGAACAGCACAAGCAGUGAGGAGAUCUGGCUCUGAUAAAACGCAUUAAAGACGAAUGAACUAACGAAACUGUGCAUGAGAAACUCCAUUACUAACCAACAGGAAAAGUCUGGUGAGGGUUCCACAGAACGACCAAACCAAUCCGCCGCUCUCUGCAAAUCUAAAGUCCUCAGACGAGACGAAGGUAACGCCGGACGCUCGGAAUCUGUGCUCAAACUCACAAACCAUUCACUCUCUGCAGUUUUAUGGCACAAAUCAAAUGUCUUAAAUAACAGGCUACGCUAACACUUUACAUCGUUUGGCCCUGAAUCAAAAAAUGCUAAAUUUCAGUUUUUAUUUGACUUUUUCUUAUAAUUUUCCAGACCGUAUAAACAUUUCUUAAGAUGUGAGGUGACGUUAAUAUAUUUUUAUUCGAUUUCGGGCAGCUAACAGUGGACUACAUGUAUUUGAUGUGUGUUUACCCAUAAUUUAACCUCCAUUUUGGGACAUUUCUGCUGGAGGUUCUCUGUAGAGAUGUUGUUUCUUUACCUGGAAUGUUCCUCAAUAUUUCUGCGCCACAGUGGGUGUCAAAGUAUAGAGGAAAUUAGGUAUAAAAUAGAUGAAUAAUUGUCGUAAAGUUUGACAGGAGGGACCAAAAAGACAGAACUCGGGGGGAGCGAGGUGUUUGGGUCCGAGGGUAGAGCGAGAGUAGCAGAGUCUGAGACGGGACGGACAGGAAGCAGGAUCUGGUGAAGAGCAAAAGUAUCCAAAUAAGCAAAGUCAAAAGACGCAAAAAUACGAACUGAGCCAAGCAGGAAGUACCACAGAGAUCUGGCACUGAGUGUGAGGUCCUGCCUCCUCUUAUCCUCAGUUCAGUCCUCUUUUAGCCCUCUUCUAGUCCUCUUUUAGUCCUCAGUUCAGUCUUCUUUUAGUCCCCUUUUAGUCCCCUUUUACUCCUCAGUUCAGUCUUCUUUUAGUCCUCAGUGCAGUCUUCUUUUAGUCCCCUUUUAUUCCCCUUUUAGUCCUCUUUUAGUCCUCUUUUAGUCCUCUUUUAGCCCUCUUUUAGUCCCCUUUUAGUCCUCUUUUAGUCCUCAGUUCAGUCUUCUUUUAGUCCUCAGUUCAGUCUUCUUUUAGUCCUCUUUUAGUCCUCUUUUAGCCCUCUUUUAGCCCUCUUUUAGUCCUUUUAGUCCUCUUUUAGUCCUCAGUUAGUCCUCAGUUCAGUCUUCUUUUAGUCCUCAGUUCAGUCUUCUUUUAGUCCCCUUUUAGUCCUCAGUUAGUCCUCAGUUCAGUCUUCUUUUAGUCCUCUUUUAGUCCCCUUUUAGUCCUCAGUUCAGUCUUCUUGUAGUCCUCUUUUAGCCCUCUUUUUAGUCCUCUUUUAGCCCUCUUUUAGUCCUCUUUUAGUCCUCAGUUCAGUCUUCUUGUAGUCCUCUUUUAGCCCUCUUUUUAGUCCUCUUUUAGUCCUCUUUUAGUCCUCUUUUAGUCCUCUUUUAGUCCUGGUUCAGUCAAAAACAUGAACUGAGCCAAUCAGGGAGUACCACAGAGAUACUCGGACGAUCUGGCGCUGAGUGUCAGGUCCUGGCUCCUCUUUUCCUCCCCAGGUGCAGGUGGUUGUGUCCAGGUGUGUGUGGGAGGAGCCAAGAUCUCCGCCCCAGCUCCAGGCUCAGAGACGGAAGGGAGGAAGGAACGUACAAAAAAAGGGGCGGGACUGACAGGGAUCAUGACAAUAAUAAGAUAAAGAGCAUAAAACAAAAAUAUAAAGUGUCCAGAUAUCAUCUCCAGAUCACAGGUCAGAUCUGUGGAGAGCUGAGCAGUUAGAAUAUGUGUUUUUAAAGCACUUUGGAGAAGACAAAAAACACCCAUGAAUUAAAAAAUACAAGACAAAUACGUUUAAUAACACGGCGGAACAUUCCAAGCAACAACACCUCAACUGAGAUGCCUUUUAUCGUGACAUUUUAUUCUUUCUUUGAAUAAAAAUCCCGGUUACGUGCGAGGAAACGGAACAUCGCAGCGUAAACAAAACCAAACGGUCUCAUAAGAACUUUCUCUGGACGUUAGAUUUACAAAAAAAUGAACAAUAUGACCCCAGACGUGGACGCUCUUUUCUAACCUGUGCAGAUUUACUUGUUCUAACGCUCAAAUAUCUUGGAUUUUUCCCGUUUCUCCGUCUCUUUCCAUCUGCCACACCCUCAUCCGAGUCUUUCAAGCACCAGAAUGAAAAAAGCCAUAUUUAAACUUAAACUUAAACAUACCGUACUGAUUGUGUGUCAUUUGUGUGUAUAUUCUUACCCAUAAUGCCCCAGUAACGGCAUGCGCUCCUUGCUCUAUGCUAUAACAGCUGAAUAUCCAAAAACAUGUGCUGUGUGAGAUUUGACCUUUGACCUUCCAGUGUCUUCAAACGGUGCAUUAUGAAGCGGUGAGUAUUUGUAUGUGGAGAAAAGUGUAACUGUUUGCACAUAUACAGUACAUGUGUGUGUUAAAGCGUCUAAUAAAGAUCCUGUUGAGAUUUUG